Ostrinia furnacalis (Asian corn borer) is the source of this 2147-nucleotide messenger RNA. RefSeq names its product RUN domain-containing protein 1. Bases 167 to 1798 code for a protein of 543 amino acids. The transcript has a single exon. Lineage: Eukaryota; Metazoa; Arthropoda; Insecta; Lepidoptera; Crambidae. The record is from RefSeq and is a predicted model, not a curated record.
CGUCAAAUGUUGUUAUGACGUAAACGUAAAACCACAUUCAUUCACUCAAUCACUCCUAAAGUUUUUCAGUUUUUUCAGCUUGUUUUCUGGAAAUCGAUCAAAAUGUACAACCACAAUGCCGUUUCGUAAAUUACUAUUGUUUCAUAAAACUUAGUUUAUAUCCAAUAUGGACAACAACAGCGACUACGACGAAAAUGAGAUUCCCAUUUGGCAGGAGCCAAGACGGGAACCUCUCGGCGCUCCCAAGGAAUCAUUGUGUGAGGAAAAUGUACAGGAAACCAGCAGUGGAGACAGGCUUCACGCCUUGGAAGAAGAGCAGGAGAUACUGUCUUCGUCUGUGUUCUCCUUGACGUCGCAUCUCGCUCAAGUAGAGUUUCGUCUGAGGCAAAUUUUAAAAGCUCCCUCUGAAGAGAAGGAUGCAAUGUUGAAAGAACUGGAAGAAUUCACAUCUCGUGGUGUGCCGGAUUCAAGAGCAGCGCCUCAGGGGAGCUCUGGAGAUACGACGUGCAGCGAGUGUGCGGAGUUAGAACGAAAAAUACGACGACAGCGAACGCGCCAGGGCCACUUCAUAGAACGACUGAAAUCGCAGCUGAAAGAACUCGAACGAUUCGCCGCUGACCCUAGUCUUAUAGGCGACAGUAAGCAUAGGGGCCUUAUUGAACAUUUGCGAUCUGAAAUUGACCAAAGCUUGGAAGAAGGAUGUCAACCGUUGAGUGCAGAUGAACUUAGACAUCAGAUCAACUGUGCUGUCAAACAGUAUGCGGACAGACAACUUUCUAAAGAUGAAAUAAUCAGUAAACUUCAAACCCACAUAGAUGACAUGCAGAAAUUCAUCAAGGUUAUGAAGAGCGAGGAACUUAAAAGCAAUGUCAAUUCUAAACCUGAUACAAAGAAAGUCAGAUCUGAAAAUUUUGAGAAGAACUUCAACAGGAAUAAAUCAAAUGAUGAUCUCCGAACUGAAACUAUCAACCUAAUGAGAAAAGCGUCUACUCUGAUACAAAUAUUCACAGUCUCUCAAUUUGGUUGCUCUCCAAACACAAAUAAGAGAUAUGAACGGAAGUCAUCAACUAUUGUAACUCAUUGGGGAAACUUACGAGCAAAACUGGAAAUGUCAAUUGAUGCAGUCCUUCAUUUAGUAUCAAGAGAUAGACCAUCACACACUAUGAUUGACAGUUAUGAUAGUGAAUCUGAAGAAGGGGGGGUGAUAAUUAAUGAUGCACCACUGACCACUGCUGUUCGGAGACAUUUGGCUGUGAAUUUACGUGACCUGUUACAACAUGGACUAGUUGGGCCUGAAUCUUCAUCAUUGGUUCCUCUCAUAGGCUGCUUCCCAGUCAGAAGAUCGUCAUCAUCACGCACCACCCACGUUUGGGAGCUUAUUUUGCGUUAUUAUGAACUAAACGAUGGCGACAGGUUCAAUUCAACACCAGCUAGAAAACUCAGUCAAAGUUUUAAUUUAGAUAUAGUUGGAGGAACAGCAAUAACUAACAAACAAGGUCUACUUAGUUCAAUAGGCAGUAUACUUGCAUCGCACAUGCCUUAUAAAAGAAGUUACGAUGCUCAUUUUAAGGCCUUUAUCUGUGCUGCAUUGAAUGCUCACAAACUUGUUGUCUGGUUGAAUAUUAUCUUGAAAAGUAGGUCUUUAAUUGACAAUUAUUACUCAUCAACAAGUUAUAUUGUGAACACGGGCUUUCAAGACGCCCUGCAAAGUCUUGACCGGUUGACCCCAUACAACUUCGACUUGCCAGUGGACCUCGCAGUAAAACAAUUCCAAAAUAUCAAAGAUGUAUUUAUGUAAAUAACUUUAAGAGUACACUUUUCUACAUAAUCAGAAUGUUUAUGAUGCCUUCCACAUUUUAUGCUAUGUGCAACUGUUAACCUAGCUUAAUUAUUAUUAUAGUUACUUAGGUAAAUAAGUUAUUAGUUUAAUCAAGAACUUUUUGUUGAAUACCUAGAAUUGCUAGUCUUAUGUUCUCUCUAUUAUUGUUAGUCAUUUAUUUUGUUAGUAUUAUUUGAAUUAUCUAGUCCAUUCCAAAGAAUUUCCAUAAUAUUUUAUGAAAAUGUGAUAUAACUGUAUCAAUUUUUGAUGCAUUAUAAAGCCCAAAGGAUUGUCAAGUAUGCUGCAUUUACUGUGUAAGAUGAAUAUC